Messenger RNA from Effrenium voratum, 771 nucleotides. The record is from the annotation of a GenBank genome assembly. Lineage: Eukaryota; Dinophyceae; Suessiales; Symbiodiniaceae.
AUGGCGGUAAAUGUGUGCACAGCACUUUGCAGAUCCCUCGCUGCUGCCGCAGAUUUGCACCUGGGAGAACGAGCCGAACUCGGGGGUUACGGUGCUGCAUUGAAGGCAUGCAGCGGGGCUCGGCAGUGGCAGCAUGCAGCUUUGGUGCUAGCAAGCAUGGCGUCAACGCGAGUGGCACCAGACGCGCAGGCUCAGCUUGAUCUGUCUCUGGCGCUGCAGAGUACACACCGCGCGACCGAGCCCAACCGGUCCCGGCGUUCUGUGGGACAGCAGAUGGAGCCAGGUGACGACCACUUGAUGGACGCCGAAGAGAUGCGUGUCCUAUUGAGCGCAGGGCUGCUGUGCUGGGCAAAAGCGCUGAAGCUGGGCGUCACGGACCUGGCCGGCGUCCUGAAGGUGCUGAAGGAGCCGGCGAGACUCGUAGAAGGCGCUUCGGGCAGGAUCCUGCAGCCCACGCUUGAUUCGGAGACGUCCAUCGAGGCCUUCGUGAUCAGCGUGGAGGAGUACCGCCGGGACCGCCUGCGGCGAAUCGAGGCGGGUGAUGAGUCUGCGGCCUUGGUGGUUCCACGAGCUAAGGUGCCGGCCAAAGCCGGGGCAAAGGCGCCGGCUCGAGUUGUCGCCAAAGCGCCGGCCAAGGCGAUUGCGAAGACGCCGGCGGCAAAGCUGCUGCCCUCUGAGCCACAGGUACGACCUGUGGUAAAGAUGCCUGCCAAGCGGCCGACAUCUGCCCCUUUGCCACCAGCCAAGAGGCAAAGGCCUAUUGGCAGCCCG